Lingula anatina is the source of this 960-nucleotide messenger RNA. RefSeq lists its product as uncharacterized. The record is from RefSeq and is a predicted model, not a curated record. Lineage: Eukaryota; Metazoa; Brachiopoda; Lingulata; Lingulida; Lingulidae.
GUCUGAGUAUCAGGAAAUACGGUGUGGACGCAGCCAGGGUUUAACAAAACGAUCAUUUCGAGGGCGACGCGUUCGCAGAACAAAGGCCUGCCUCAUAGAACGUUAGCUCUAAGUGGGACAACUAAAGAAGGUGCUAACCAUAUCUGGUGAGAAUGCCAGCAAAGAUGUCACAAAUCGUUCCCUGGAUACUGGCGGCUGUGUGGACGACGUUACUGUUGUCUAAGCAUCAAACACAGGCAGUUUUGUUACCCACAGACGGCUUAGAAGUCGACGAAUGGCCGUUAGUGCCGGAGGGCGAAAAGAGGUUGUUUCUGCACGGUGGGAAGAGGUUAUACGAAUCCAAUGGCGACGAUAAAAGGCUUUUUCUUCACGGCUCAGGUAAACGGGUAGAUCCAGAUUCCUUCUUCAGUCUCGUGAUGUCAAAUCGCCCAAAAGAGGGCGUUGUAAAAGCCUUGGACGGGGACAGCCGAGAGAGAAACUUGGAAUGGCUGCACGGCCGAGCUCUCCCGACCCACGCGCGGUUGAUAAAAAGGGAAUUUUUACAUGGUCGUCUCGGCAGACGAUAGACGCAUCAAGCCAUCAUUACAGUUUCGUCGAUAUAAUUGCACUUCAAGAUCUCACAAAACCCCCCGAAACUUUCAAAACCCACAUUCGUUUUAAUAUUUAAUACGUUUUAAAACGUUUUUUCACUGCACUAUAUCCUAGCGCCAAUUAUUGUUCGUUUUGUUUACCAAAAUGUGGUUUGGCCGAGGUUGACGUUCUAGUCGAAAAGGAACUCUGUCACUACAAAUGGCCACCUUUUCAUAAUUGGUGGUGUUUUGAAUUAUUUAAAAAGCCUUUCCGUUAAUACUCAUUCUCUUUAAGUAUUAACAAGUUAGAAAUAAUGUAAUAACGUUUUUAUUGGACGCCUGUUAGAAAGGUAUUUAGGUAAAACGUCACCUUUACCAAAUAAAUAAGAAU